Molecule: messenger RNA, 1256 nt
Organism: Sturnus vulgaris (Common starling)
Lineage: Eukaryota; Metazoa; Chordata; Aves; Passeriformes; Sturnidae
Source: RefSeq, a predicted model, not a curated record
GCGGAAGAGGCGAUGGCGGCGGGGCUGCUGCUGGCGGCGCUGGGCGCGGCGCUGGGUCUCUUCGCCUGGGCGGGGAAGAUGAAGAUCGUGGAGGAGCCGAAUACGUUCGGGUUGAAUAACCCAUUCUUGCCUCAAACAAAUAGGCUGCAGCCAAAGAUGUCCCCGUCUGCAGUAUCAGGCCCUGCACAUCUCUUUAGGCUUGCUGGCAUGUGCUUCAGUUUUGUGGAAUCCACGUACAAGUAUGAGUUUUGUCCUUUCCAUAAUGUCACUCAGCAUGAGCAGACUUUUCGAUGGAAUGCCUAUAGUGGGAUUUUAGGAAUCUGGCAUGAAUGGGAAAUUGACAACAACACAUUUGUUGGAAUGUGGAUGAGAGAAGGAGACUCCUGUGAAACUAAGAGCAGACAGACAAAGGUUCAUCUUGUUUGUGGAAAGAGCAAUAAAUUGGCUUAUGUGUCUGAGCCAAGUACUUGUGUUUACUCUCUGACAUUUGAGACUCCUCUCGUGUGCCAUCCCCACUCAGUUUUAGUUUAUCCAACUCUGACUGAAGCACUGCAAAGGAAGUGGGAUGAAGCAGAGCAGCUUCUGUACGAUGAACUAAUAACUGACCAGGGUUACAAAAAAAUUCUGAAAGAGAUUUUUGAGGAAGCAGGACUUCUAAAAGCAACAGAAGAAAACGAAGUUGGAAAACAGAAUAAGAAAAUAACUCUGGAAUUUGAAACAGUGGAAAAGUGCAGUAAGGAAUACAAGCAACUUUCCGAAGAAAUAAAAAAACUUAGAGUUUUAUUAAGUCAGCAUGGUAUUGCAUACAGAGGAAAUUCUGGUGAGAUUUUUUUUUUUAAUCAUUCUUUUCCAUGUUGUCUGCUCAGAAUGUGAAUACCCUAAUGCUGUUUCCAGUUACAGCAACAGUCAAAUAAUCUGGCAUAUAUGGAGGUAAAAUUUAGUAGACAAAAUUUUUAAUAACUAAAAUCUUUGUAGUUCAAAGCAGAGAGGGAGAUGUUGAAGUCAGUAAGUCAGGAGUCUCUCUGAUUUUUUUCAAAGAGAAAUCAGAGUGCAGGGACUGAAUUAAAGCCUUCAAAUAAAAUGAGUGAGUAUAUGGAGUAAGUGAGAAAGUAAGUGGAAUAAAUGUUAAGUGCUUUUAGUGAGUAAAAGGUCUUAGAUGCCUGAGAAGUAGUACAUGUUCUAAUAAAGGUUAAAAAACAUAUUAGUGUUUUUAGAGGAUUUAAGACCUUAGUUUCAGACAUAAUAAAGUUAAAAAU